CAAUGAGACGUAAACAAAGAUGGCCAACACAAAUGUCUGUGGCACAGUUGAAAAUGUUUCCGCCGCUAGAGUGUUACAAACAAUCCCUGUCAUAAUCAACAAAAUACUGGAAACUCUUCCGAUGAAGUCACUGCACGCCUGUGCAAGAGUGUGUCGGACGUGGAAUGAAAUUGUGAGAAAGAUAAAGCAGACAAGAACAAGUCUAUACUGGCUCUGCGUGCAGGGUGAGGAUGAGGAAAAUCCAAAGGAUCACAACAUUGUAGAAGAUCUCACAAUGUCAUUUCAGAAUAUGACUUUGGAGCCUGCAAAUGUUUUUAUUUUCUGUACUACAUUACUGUUUGAAGAGUCUCUUUAUGUACCUUCCAAAAGUCAGAGUAGAAGACCCAGGCAAUGCAAGAGUCAAUCAUAUGAUGUAGAAAGCUUUAUUACAUCCUUACUGCCCAGUUCCUGCAAGUCCUUCUCAGUGGCAGCAGAUGGAAUUAUUGGUAGUAGUGAAAAUAAAACAGUAGAAAUUGAACAUUCGGUGAUGGCAAUAACUUAUUUAGCUAUUCCAAGAAUGCCAGGUGUUGAAAUUUAUGACUUCUUCAUAGACCUCAAUAAACAUAUUUCCCCCAUGAGCCCAGAAAUUCCUGACCGAUUUAAUGUGGAAGAAGUGACCACUGUGCCGUUUGACCAGGAGGUGAAGGCCAUCCUGUUUUUCUCUGACCUUCACUUCUGUCCUCAGGAGAUUCAGUUGGGACUGCUGGACUAUUAUAAUGGCUGUCCUGUAGUCGGGGGAUAUGUGGACCAUAUCGUGACACCCCUCUCAGAAUGUGGCUUCGACGAGUCCUCGGAUUCACAGGUUCGCUGUAUUGCUUUAUGUGGACCUAAUGUACACGUGGCCUCUGUUGUGGUUAAGGAAGACACAAACAGCGAAAAGAAAAUAGAAAAUGAACUUCUGAAACUGAAGGCCUGCAAUCUGCCAACAGAGAAAAGCUUUGCUUUUAUGUUUGCAUGUCUAGGCAGAGGAAAAACUUAUCACAAUGGCAAAGAAAAUGUGGAAUCUUCCAUAUUUAGGAAGAUAUUUCCACACACGCCAUUGUUUGGUUUCUUUGGGAAUGGUGAAAUUGGAAUGAAUUAUCUUCAUCCAUAUGAUUCCACGAAAAACAGUUGUAAGUCAAAGAAGACUAAGUCUAAUCCUAAGCUGUCUCAUGCAUACACCUCAAUAUUUGUCUUAGUUUCUAUCACCUCUUGUUAAUCUAAUAAAGUUUUUAUAAUAAACA
Molecule: messenger RNA, 1262 nt
Organism: Saccostrea cuccullata (small rock oyster)
Lineage: Eukaryota; Metazoa; Mollusca; Bivalvia; Ostreida; Ostreidae
Product: F-box only protein 22-like
Exons: 5
Coding region: 20-1237 (405 amino acids)
Biological process (GO): positive regulation of proteasomal ubiquitin-dependent protein catabolic process; protein polyubiquitination
Molecular function (GO): protein binding
Source: RefSeq, a predicted model, not a curated record